This is a messenger RNA of Gossypium arboreum, 1351 nucleotides long. RefSeq names its product RNA-binding protein 2-like. Bases 242 to 1003 code for a protein of 253 amino acids. Gene Ontology annotation, molecular function: mRNA binding. The transcript is spliced from 7 exons. The record is from RefSeq and is a predicted model, not a curated record. NCBI's taxonomy places the organism in Eukaryota, Viridiplantae, Streptophyta, Magnoliopsida, Malvales, Malvaceae.
ACGGUAUAAGUUACCUUAAAAUUUUAAUAUUAAGGAACAAUUAAAUUAGUACAAACCUUUUUUUAACUUAAGCCCAUAGGAGAAUCUCCUCUGCAAAUCUUUUUUGGGUUUUGCAAUAGAAAAUAAAUAAAAAUAAACAAAAAUAAAAAUCUCGACGAAAAUAAACGGAAGAGAAGGACAAGUUCAGAGCCAGGGCUAGGGUUUCCUUAAUUUUGAGCCAAGGGGAUUGAAGCAAAAGUUAAUGGCGGAUAAUUACUGGAAUCGGCAGCAGCCAACUCCUCCGAUGCUGUCCUCAGGUGGGAUGCUUAAACGACCUCGUACUGACUAUGAUGCCCCGCCUUCUGGGCUGCAUCCAGCUCAUGAGAUGCAUCAUAAUCUGGCAAGAGAUGAUGAUCAAGGUGGACACCUGGCUGUGAAGGAUACGAAAACCAUUGGAUCAGCAUAUGAUCGUUAUCUACAGAGUGCGCAACUUUCUUCUUUUACUUCUGGAGAAGCUAGUACAUUUGGUGGGUUGGGAAGGGCUGUUGGUGUUGCAAUGCCUGCUCGUCCAAUGGCUGAUCCUCCUGUGAUGGGUCGUCCUGCAUCUGCUGCUCCAGAUCUGGCACUAAAUGGUGGAAAUGUCAGUUUUGGCGGUCAAUUUCCCAUUGACCCAAUGGCAAGGCUAGGUCGGGAUAUUCUACCUCUGCCUCCGGAUGCUUCCAAUACUCUAUUUGUUGAGGGACUUCCUCCUGACAGCACAAGGAGGGAAGUAGCCCAUAUCUUUCGCCCUUUUGUGGGAUAUAAAGAAGUACGACUAGUGAGUAAAGAAUACAAACAUCGUGGGGGAGAUCCUAUUAUCCUUUGUUUUGUUGAUUUUUCAAGUCCUGCUUGUGCAGCAACUGCAAUGAGUGCCUUGCAAGGUUAUAAAAUCGAUGAACAUGAUCCUGAUUCUAACUACUUGAGGCUACAGUUUUCCCGGAACCCAGGUCCACGGUCAGGUUCUGGAGUUCGUGGAAGGAGGUGAAUGUCACUUUCUGGAAACAAUCAGGCUAUUAUAUGCAAGCCAGUUUUAAGGCAACUUUAUUUCAUAUUUUCCAUCUAUGAUAGGGUUUCGAGGAGUGCCCUUUUUAAUUAAAAAAGUACAUUUAAAAUUUGCAAUUUAAAUUGCCAAAUCCUGCUAAUCAUUGGCGCUAGAGAUUCACAAAAGAAAAAUUUAGUAGAGAGAGGAUCAAGCAAUUGCGCGUUUCUGGAACCUGUGUUGUACAAUAACACUUUUAGAUGAAAGAGGGUUUUCUUUUUUCUGGCGGUAUAGAAGAUGCCGGCAUUUGAAUUUAGUGUUAAUAAAAAAAUUAGCGAAGUAAUUUAGGAUAAA